AUUUCUCAUUUUCUUUAUUUUAUGGGUCAAUUUCUCCAUUGGAGAGUCUCCAAUUUUGACCAGCAAAAGGUCUAUAUAGCGAGUUCAUAUGCACCUGUGGUGAUAUCUUCAUUUCUCUUCAACACCCAUUUCAUUUGAUCGCCUCCAUCACAACCCCAGAUCUCUAUUUUCUUCGGAUUUGCCUCUUUCUUUCUCGAUCCAGAGGAAAUUUUCAGGUAAAAGCAUGGCUGCUCCUGCAAAACCUACAAGGAUUGGCCUUGCUGGUCUGGCUGUUAUGGGUCAAAACCUGGCUCUAAACAUUGCAGAAAAAGGCUUCCCUAUUUCAGUAUAUAACCGAACAAGCUCCAAAGUAGAUGAAACAGUUGAACGAGCUAAAGCAGAAGGAGAUCUUCCUCUCUAUGGUUUCCAUGAUCCUGAAUCCUUUGUUCAAUCCAUUCAAAAACCUCGUGUCAUAAUCAUGCUUGUCAAGGCCGGGGCACCCGUUGAUCAAACCAUUAAAACCCUCUCUGUUUACUUGGAGAAAGGUGACUGUAUAAUUGAUGGUGGUAAUGAAUGGUAUGAGAACACUGAGAGAAGAGAGAAAUCCAUGGCUGAGUUAGGCCUGCUCUACCUUGGAAUGGGAGUUUCAGGGGGUGAAGAAGGUGCUAGGAAUGGUCCUUCCUUGAUGCCUGGUGGAUCUUUUGAAGCCUUCAAGCACAUUGAGGACAUUCUUAUUAAGGUUGCAGCCCAAGUUCCCGAUAGCGGUCCCUGUGUAACGUACAUCGGCAAAGGUGGAUCGGGUAACUUCGUCAAGAUGAUCCACAAUGGCAUAGAAUAUGGUGAUAUGCAGCUGAUUGCAGAGGCAUAUGAUGUUUUGAGAACUGUGGGGAAGUUGUCAAAUGAAGAACUUCACCAAGUUUUCUCAGAAUGGAACAAGGGCGAGCUGCUAAGUUUCUUGAUUGAGAUCACUGCAGACAUUUUCAGUAUCAAGGAUGACAAAGCCGAUGGCUACUUAGUCGACAAGGUUUUGGACAAGACGGGUAUGAAGGGUACUGGUAAAUGGACUGUCCAGCAAGCUGCUGACCUCUCAGUUGCAGCCCCUACCAUUGCUUCUUCUCUUGAUGCAAGGUUCCUAAGUGGUUUGAAAGAAGAGAGAGUAGAAGCAGCAAAAGUUUUUGGAUCAGGUCUUAGCAAUGUUGAGGUUGAUAAAGCGAAGUUGAUCGACGAUGUGAGACAAGCUCUUUAUGCAUCCAAAAUAUGCAGCUAUGCUCAAGGCAUGAAUCUGAUCCGUGCCAAGAGUAUUGAGAAGGGAUGGGAUUUGAAGUUGGGGGAACUUGCUCGAAUUUGGAAGGGAGGUUGUAUUAUCCGAGCCGUGUUUCUCGACCGAAUCAAGAGGGCCUAUGACCGAAAUCCUGAGCUAGCUAAUCUCCUUGUGGAUCCAGAGUUCGCAAAGGAAAUCGUUGAACGACAGUCAGCUUGGCGAAGAGUUGUAUGUCUGGCCAUCAACUCGGGUAUCAGCACCCCAGGAAUGUCGUCCAGUCUCGCUUACUUCGAUAGCUACCGGAGGGAGAGAUUGCCUGCAAACUUGGUCCAAGCUCAAAGAGACUACUUUGGUGCUCAUACGUAUGAAAGAACCGAUACCGAAGGAUCGUUCCAUACUGAAUGGUUCAAGAUCGCGAAACAACUCAAGAAUUGAACGUAUUCGUUACCAUAAUCCCGCAUGUAAGAACACUUUUUAUUUACAAUAAUCUCAGCUCUGAACUAUUGUUGAUCAGAGCUCAUGUCAUAUGUGUUUUGGUGCCAAUUUAUUGUUUGAGUUUCUAGUUUGAAUGUGAUGUCCGAUAAGGUAAGAGUUUCCAUUUGAA
This is a messenger RNA of Cucurbita maxima (winter squash), 1844 nucleotides long. RefSeq names its product 6-phosphogluconate dehydrogenase, decarboxylating 3-like. Bases 224 to 1675 code for a protein of 483 amino acids. The transcript is spliced from 2 exons. Gene Ontology annotation, cellular component: cytosol. Lineage: Eukaryota; Viridiplantae; Streptophyta; Magnoliopsida; Cucurbitales; Cucurbitaceae. Gene Ontology annotation, molecular function: NADP binding; phosphogluconate dehydrogenase (decarboxylating) activity. The record is from RefSeq and is a predicted model, not a curated record. Gene Ontology annotation, biological process: pentose-phosphate shunt; pentose-phosphate shunt, oxidative branch.